GUUGCUUAUUCUUUCUGGUCAUCUAUCUGAUCUCCAGUAACGAGCCAGCGUAGGUGGCAGUUGUUGAUGAAUGUGUGUAGUUUGUUGGAAAUCCCUUUCGUAACGCACCAAGUCUCUCAACCAUACAAAAGCAUUGACUUGACGUUGAUGUUGAUGUUGAAAAUCCGAAUGUUGUUCACGCUUUAUGCUGAGUGCAGUGCAGUGCAGUGCAGUAGAUCUCCACACCGGUUUCAGGCUAAUCAACGCCUCUCGUGCUUUUCCGAUCCUUGCUUUGACAUCCUCAUCUGUGCCUCCGCCUGUAGUUGAAACGAUGCUGCUUAGGUAGGUGUAGGUGAAUGAGGCUACUUCCUUUAAGUUUCUCCCGUUGAUGGUGAUUGCAGCUUGUUGUUGUUGUUGCUGGUUGAGUAUCUUCAUCACCUCCGUCUUCUCUACUUCCACUUGAAGUCCUGUCUUCGCUGCCCUGCCUCGCCUCUUCUGUCAAAUUGUUGAAUUUUGCCUGUAGAUCUUCGAGUUUGUGUGACAUUAGACACAAGUCAUCGGAGAAAUCCAAAUCUUCUUCUGGGAUCUUUUCC
This is a messenger RNA of Heterobilharzia americana, 572 nucleotides long. NCBI's taxonomy places the organism in Eukaryota, Metazoa, Platyhelminthes, Trematoda, Strigeidida, Schistosomatidae. The record is from the annotation of a GenBank genome assembly.